Messenger RNA from Schistosoma turkestanicum, 2289 nucleotides. Lineage: Eukaryota; Metazoa; Platyhelminthes; Trematoda; Strigeidida; Schistosomatidae. The record is from the annotation of a GenBank genome assembly.
AAUCAGUUAGGGUUAUUGAUAAGUGUUAGGACAUCCAAUUUAGCAUCCUAUAUGUUCAAAGUUAAUACUUAAUUUGCUCUGUCUUAGCAGACGUAAGCAACUAGGGAAUUUUAGAGAUACUUGUGUCAGUUAGCUACUAAGUAGAGCUAGUUUUUUCGUACUUCAGUUGCAUUUCCUAAAUAUAAAUAGGUUAUUUGUGUUAAUUUUAGCAUUGUUUGCACCCAGUCAAUGACUACCAUCGACAUCGAAGAAGGGGAAGUUGAAGAUUUAAGCGGCUCUGACCAUGAGGAUUCCGUACAUGAGUUCACAGACUACAGUCCACCAAAAGUUAGUCUUCGUAAGUCUUCGAGACGUAAACGACGCUCUCAGCAUGGAACUGGGAGGUCUAGGAGUUCUCGCCGUGAAACUACUGAAUUGUUAGGUGAUGAAGAUAAUGAGCUCCAGAAUGUCGAUGCACAGAAUAUUAAUAAUAAGCGCUCUAGGGAGCGAGCUAAACUACCAAUUCUUGAAUUCUUAUCGGACGAUGAAGUUGAUGCCUAUGUAAUGGACCGUGAGAAACUCGAUAAGACAAAAUCAUCUGAGGACGGUCGUAAGAAAAAAAAGCGAAAGAAAGAUGGUCCUCAUAAAUCUGCUUCUCAAUCUAGGUGUAGAUACUAUAUGGAUGGUCGUUGUAGCAAGGGGAGUUCUUGCCCAUUUCUUCACGAUUUUACGCCUGCAAAGAAAAAUGAACUAUGCAAAUUUUAUGCUGUUGGUGUUUGUUCCAAAGAGUUUGCGUGUUCAUAUUUACAUGGUGAAUUUCCGUGCAAAUUUUUUCACCUGACAAAUGAUUGUCAUCAUGGUGAUGAUUGCAAAUUUUCACACGCACCUCUCACAGAUUUCACGCGCUCUUUGUUAGAAAAAAUAUCAUCAAAGCAUAACGUUGAUCGCUGUUCAUCUAAACCUGGGCAUAUACGACAACCUGACCCAAAACCUCCCAUGACUGGCCAUCUGAGAAGCAAUAAUCAUGGUGAUGUUGACUACAGAUUUGAUCAAAAUCCCCCACAAAUGAAUAUGUCAUCUGAAAAGGAACUUGCUACUCUUGGUUUCAGUCCCCAACGUAUGCCAGUUUCAGCACCGAAUCUCUUCGCUCCAAUAUGUACUCCCAGUCCUCGUCACUUUCGACCAGAGCACGACGCUUUGCGCGCCAGAGGAAUGCGUCCGUUCAACAUGGUUCCUGGUGAGCAGAUGCCUCGAACUGUAUACCCCAAAAAUGACCGAUGUUUCCCUCCACCGACACCUUACGGUCCUGUACCAUUUCAGUCUCAACACUCCAUACCUAAUGCAUCAUGUCCACCUACAGUUAACGGAUUUCGACCUCCGUCACUACUUGAUACACCUCCUAGAUGUCCACCUUCAAGAAUGAUGCCUCCACGAAUGCGGAUGAUGGACCCUGGAAAUAUGAGAUUCCCUCGUUUUGGGCCUAGAUGCGAGACGUUUUAUACGCCUGGAGUAAGACCACCACCACCUGUCCGAACGACCUUCAAUGCGGUGCAUGAAGAAGCCAUCGUUAGCUCGGAACUCGACAUGAUGGCAGCUCUUCUUGCUUCGAGCAAAACAAUGAAUGACGAUUCUAAAAACGUUCCAGCUAUCGCCCCUUCGUCACCUGCUUAUGUAAAUGAGCAUAACCAGCAGCCCGAAAGUGCAAGUCCACCACAACCUUCGAAAACUGAAACAGAACCAAUCCCUCCUAGUAUCUUGGUUGAAGAUAAGUUCGUACCUGAAUUUACUACGACUACAACUCCACCUCAGGGUCCAGCACCUUGGCGCCUCAUUCCUUUGGACAUGACUGUCAAAAUUCCUUAUCCAUUAAUGCAGCUCCCUGUAGAUGACUUGCCAUACCGUUUCGAUGAUCCAAGAUUGCGUGGCCAAUUGACUACAUUCAGACUCCAACCCCCAUCGAAACUUUCUUCGAGUAGCAGUGACCCAGAAAAUUCGAAGUGCAAUGAUGAACCAGAAGCACAACAUCGCAGCGAAACUGUCACUGGAACUAAUGAUGAAAAUUCAGGUGCUUCAACACAAAGACGACCAAUCAAACUACAGUUGCACGAAUUGGCCAACACAUUUGCUAAUACAUCAUCUGAUCACUUACAUGUAUCUAGUCGACAAGGUGAUCGCUCCUAUCUCGAUGACCCACGAUUCCGAAGAAGAAGGAUCGUGGUCCCAGCAGCAACCUCCCAAUCAGCUCCAAACGUUCUCAAUCAAAGUAACCCUAAUGGUACAGCACAAACUACACAAGAAUGCUCCAACUAA